Molecule: messenger RNA, 1011 nt
Organism: Recurvomyces mirabilis
Lineage: Eukaryota; Fungi; Ascomycota; Dothideomycetes; Mycosphaerellales; Teratosphaeriaceae
Exons: 4
Coding region: 1-1011 (336 amino acids)
Source: RefSeq, a predicted model, not a curated record
AUGCUGGUCUUCUUGAAGAACUUGCAGUUGUGGGUCAAGACCACCACCAUAGACCGCCGCCGUACUCUCAUCCUGCUUGCCAAGAUGCCUCUAGAUAAGCUCGACGGCCGUCUUGAUGCUCGUGUGACAGCCUUUGACAACGGUAUUGACAGUUUCCUUACUGGUCCGCUGCGCCAGCGGUGGACAUCGACCCGCCAGACUGCUUUGGACAUCCUUACCAAGAAGCGUCAGAAGCACUCAUCGACAUUGCGAGCUUUUAUCCGAAGGAACGGCAACCAUUCUACUCAGCUCUGCCCAAAAGAGUCCUGGAACGAACAGUUCAUCAAGGGUAUCACCAACUUCAUCAGCGAGCAUUGGGAGGAAUUCGAGAGUAGUAAGGCUGCCAUCACGGAGCAGUUGAACGAUGCACUCGCAAGGGAUAUGCGUGCCAUCCUGCCCGCAAUGUCAAGAGACCAUCCAUCUAGUAUGGCGGCGCUACCAGUCGAUCGUCUCGAGGAACUGGUCGAGGCACAAAUCAGUGCUCUCAACAACAUCUUCCGGAGCGACAUGUACCCUUAUUCCCAGGGUCUUCGGAAUAUCAAAAUGGAUGCGACCCACGACAGCGAUGCAAACUACUUCUCCCGAUCCAUCACACCGGUCUACAGGAACUGCAAGCUCGAUAGCGGCGCUGGUGUGACCAAACGCUCCAUGGACAAAAUCGAGACGCACCUUUCGAAGAAGUUGAAAGACUCUCCUUUCAUCACAGUCGAGCAUCGGCUGGCCAAGGCUUUGCGCAAGAAUGACGAGAAGCACGUUCGGGCUACCAUCAAGGACAAGACCACAGCUAUCUUCGAGAGCCUCUACGGCUCCUUCGACAGAUUAAUCGACAAGACCGUGGAGGAUCCAAGGGAGAAGCGCGCACGUCAGGAUUUGAUGAAAGUGUUACCAGCUCUGGAGAAGUCGUACAAGGAGGCAGUCAAGACUUUGGAGCAGGUCAAGGCGAAGUACGAGAUCAAGGCCGAGAACAUGUGA